AUGUCUUGUGCCCUCUCCACCCGUUGCUUGCGUCGCGCCGUGGCCUCUCAUCCGCCAGCACCUGUAAAUCACGUCUCCCACUCAUCUUCUGUCCGUCGUCAAUACUCUUACGCUGCUCUCAAAACACGUUCGCAACCUACCCAUGCCAGACAAAAGGAUACGCCAACACCAGGCCCUGCCGCUACCCACCAGCUUGAUAUCCGAAUACAACGUGAUUCGUUCACUGGACAUCCACGGGAGAGAAAGUCAAGUCGACGGCGGUCAAGCCAAGACGGCGUGGUGACGACGGUUGCUGAAAGGGGCUUUCUUGAGGAACGCGUUCAACGUGGUGGGCCCUCUCAACCGGACCAAAUUUUUUCAGACCACCUCAGUGGUCUCUUUUCGCCAUUGAAAUUUCCACCUCAACUGUCGGCACGUAUCUUGACCCAUGCUAGUCACCCCGCCGCUUUCCAUGGGCAUAAUGCCCAGCUUUCCUUUAUUGGUCGACGCGUGCUUGAAUCCUACCUGCUCCUUCUACUGACAUCAUCUUCGCAUCUCAAACCAACACACGACUUGCAAGAAAUUGUGUCGCGUGUUCUCAAUACCUAUUUUCUGGGAGAGCACAUUGGGUCAAAAUGGGGACUUGGUCGAGUGAUGCGAUGGACUCCUACACUGCCUGCGUCGUUGCAACCGCCAGAAACGCUCCAAGCUAAAUCAAAGCUGCUUAAGGAAGUUGGUCUUUUCAAGGUCCAGGGGGACGCUGUUACCGCUGUUAUUGGAGGAAUUUUCCAACAAUUCGGUGCAUCCGUUGCUCAUCGCGUUUUCCACACUCGCAUGCUCCCACGACUACUUCUUACUGAAGGUGGUCUGCCUGCGUGCUUUCAUGGAGACGCAAAUGCGAUCUGCGCCCGUUUGGGUGGAGCCAACGGGGAUUUGAUUCUCGAUUCCGAAGUCUUGCCCUCACGCGAGCUUCAGCCAGAGGAUUCUGGCACAACCAACAGUCAACAGACAUUGUAG
Messenger RNA from Mycena indigotica, 996 nucleotides. RefSeq names its product RNase III domain-containing protein. The record is from RefSeq and is a predicted model, not a curated record. The transcript is spliced from 4 exons. Gene Ontology annotation, biological process: RNA processing; mitochondrial translation. Lineage: Eukaryota; Fungi; Basidiomycota; Agaricomycetes; Agaricales; Mycenaceae. Bases 1 to 996 code for a protein of 331 amino acids. Gene Ontology annotation, cellular component: mitochondrial large ribosomal subunit. Gene Ontology annotation, molecular function: structural constituent of ribosome; ribonuclease III activity.